Boleophthalmus pectinirostris (great blue-spotted mudskipper) is the source of this 2165-nucleotide messenger RNA. Its product is annotated as kynurenine--oxoglutarate transaminase 3-like. Gene Ontology annotation, biological process: biosynthetic process. NCBI's taxonomy places the organism in Eukaryota, Metazoa, Chordata, Actinopteri, Gobiiformes, Gobiidae. Gene Ontology annotation, molecular function: L-kynurenine:2-oxoglutarate transaminase activity; pyridoxal phosphate binding. The coding region runs from base 56 to 1408 and encodes 450 amino acids. Gene Ontology annotation, cellular component: mitochondrion; cytoplasm. The record is from RefSeq and is a predicted model, not a curated record. The transcript is spliced from 14 exons.
CUCCGAUUUCAUGUAAGUUCUGCUGCCUCCUCUCUGAUCGUUUAACAGUUUAUGGAUGGGAGUGCUGAGACAAGCCCUGAACAUCUCCAAAUUCACAUCGAGCUUAGUUCAAACUGCAUUUUGCAGGAGGUUUGGUUCUUCACAGCACAAAAUGGCAACCAGACACACAAAUGCUAAAAGAAUCGAGGGAUUGGACAAAAAUGUGUGGGUGGCCUUUUCUUCAGUGGCAGCAGAUCCCUCCAUCGUGAACCUGGGGCAGGGACUCCCAGACCUGCCCCCUCCUCCCUAUGUCAAAGAGGCUCUGGCCAAAGCAUCAAGUGUGGACCGACUCAACCAGUACACCAGAGGAUUUGGCCAUCCCGCUCUGGUGAAGGCUUUGUCUCAGGUGUACGGGAAAGUCUAUGGGAGAGCUAUAGACCCUUUCAAAGACAUCCUGGUCACUGUGGGGGGUUACGGCUCCUUGUUCUGUGCGAUACAGGGUCUGGUGGAGGAGGGAGAUGAGGUCAUUAUAAUCGAGCCUUUCUUUGACUGCUAUGAGCCUAUGAUCCGGAUGGCAGGAGCUAAACCUGUCCUGAUACCACUACGUCUUAAACCUGGAAAGAAGAGCAUCACUAGUGCUGACUGGUAUCUUGACCCAGAGGAGCUUUCUAGUAAAUUUACCUCAAAGACAAAGGCCAUUAUAAUAAACACACCCAACAAUCCUAUUGGGAAGGUGUUCACCAGAGAGGAGCUGCAGAUGAUCGCAGACCUCUGUAUCAAACAUGACACGCUGUGCUUCAGUGAUGAGGUUUACGAGUGGCUCAUCUACAAAGGACACCAGCACAUCAAGAUCGCCACGUUACCCGGAAUGUGGGAAAGAACCAUUACGGUUGGGAGUGCUGGGAAAACGUAUAGCGUCACAGGAUGGAAGCUUGGCUGGUCCAUUGGCCCGGAGCACCUGGUCAAGCACCUGCAGACUGUGAUGCAGAACUCACUGUACACCUGCCCCACUCCUCUACAGGAGGCUGUAGCCCAGGGUCUGCUGCGCGACUGUGCUCUGAUGGGGCAGCCUGACUGUUACUUCAGCUCUCUGGCAGAGGAGCUCCAGGACAAGAGGGACCGCAUGGCCUCCAUCGUGCAGGCUGCGGGGAUGACACCCGUCCUGCCAGAGGGGGGGUACUUCAUGCUCGUGGAUGUCUCUCCUCUCAACCUGGACCUAUCACAUAUGGAGGAUGAAGCUUAUGAUUACAAAUUUGUGAAAUGGCUGAUGAAAGAAAAGAAACUGGCGUCAAUACCAGUAACAGCAUUUGUGGGGAAUGAAUCGAAGAAAGAUUUCGAGAAGUACAUUCGUUUUUGCUUUAUUAAGCAAGACAGCACUAUUGAUGCUGCAGAAGUCAUUCUCAAAAACUGCAGCAAAGCACACUCCUGAAGACAAACUCCUCUAAACUUGACAAAAAAGAUGAAGACUACUGUAAAAUGUGUACUGUGUAACUUUUUGGUUGUUGUUGGGGGUCUGUCACCUUCUUGUUUCUAUGGAUAUGUCUUUGCUCUGCUUACAGUGUUCCACAAUAUGACAUUAAACAGCUAUACCUUACAUUUAUUCAGUUACAGGUGCUCAAAAAUACCUAAAAAAAAAAAAAAAAGGCUUUCUGACUGUGAGCGGGGUUGCCUUUCCAUAGAUUUAACAAGAUACACUAACAUUUUUUGUGAACUGCUAUUGCUUUUAUUCCGAAUAUCAUGGAGGUGGAGAGAUUUGGUAAUGAUUAGGGAUGCACCUUUCCAAUAUCGGUAUCAGAUAUCGAAGCCAAUACUUGCUGGAUCGGAUAUCGGUUUUCAAAAAUCAGUGCGUCCAAAUAUUCUGGUUCCACAUUUAUUUAAUGUUGAUUUUUAAAAAUCAGUUUUAAUCUUGUUUCUUCAUCACAAACACAACACACAUUUUGACCAAUUUUGGUCUUGUUUCAAUUUUUUUCUGAAAAUAAAAAAAAAAUAAAAAUCAGUCUUUGCGCUGGCAUCUGUUGAUAUUACUUAAAGAAUAUCGAAAUUGGUAUUGGAACUGCAUCUCUUGUCAUAAUGACUCACAGACUGGAACUCAUUAAAACUCCUCAUACCCACAGUUUUGUUUGUUUUGAAAAAAGUAAUAUAUUUACUAAUAUGAGUUGAGAUUUUUUUCAAAGCAGUUGACCAUU